AUGCCGGCUAGCAACGGUCCCCAGAUUCCCCAGGACAAGGCGGUCCUCUCGCCUUCGCAGGCUCUCGAGCACCUCAAGACCUACUCCACCGGCGAUGGUCUUAGCAUGGCCGAGUUGAUCGACUCCCGCCAGCACGGUGGUCUCACUUACAAUGACUUCCUCGUUCUUCCUGGCUUUAUCAACUUCAACGCUUCCGAUGUUAGCCUUCGCACCAGGGUCACCAGGAACGUUACGCUUAACACUCCUUUCCUUUCGUCGCCCAUGGACACGGUCACUGAGACUGAGAUGGCUAUUGCUAUGGGCUUGAUGGGCGGUAUGGGUGUCAUUCACAACAACAUGAGCCCUCAGGAGCAGGCCAGCGUCGUUCGCAAGGUCAAGAAGUACGAAAACGGGUUCAUUACCGAGCCACUCUGCCUUGACCCUAACGCCACUGUUGGUGACGUGCUUGAGAUCAAGGAGCGUCUCGGAUUCGGCGGUAUCCCCAUCACUGACACGGGUGCCAUGCACGGCAAGCUCCUCGGUAUUGUCACCGCUCGUGACGUUCAGUUCCGUGACACCUCGAUCCCUCUUUCCGAGGUGAUGACCAAGGACCUCGUCACCGCCAAGCAGGGUAUUACUCUCGAGCAGGCCAACACCAUCCUCCGUGACAGCAAGAAGGGCAAGCUUCCCAUCGUUGACGCUGAGGGCCGUCUUGUUGCUCUUCUUGCUCGUUCCGAUUUGCUCAAGAACCAGAACUUCCCUCUCGCCUCCAAGCAGCCCGCCAGCAAGCAGCUCUACUGUGCCGCCGCCAUCGGUACCCGCCCUUCGGACCGUGAGCGUCUUGCUCUCCUCGUCGAGGCUGGUCUUGACGUUGUCAUCCUUGAUUCGUCGCAGGGUAACUCGGUCUACCAGAUCGUCAUGAUCCAAUGGAUCAAGCAGACUUUCCCUCACAUUGACGUUGUUGCCGGUAACGUUGUUACGCGCGAGCAGGCUGCUAGCUUGAUCGCUGCCGGUGCUGACGCUCUCCGUGUUGGUAUGGGUUCCGGUUCGAUUUGCAUUACUCAGGAGGUCAUGGCUGUUGGCCGACCCCAGGGUACUGCUGUUCACGCCGUUGCCGAGUUCGCCUCCAAGUUCGGCGUCCCCGUCAUUGCCGAUGGUGGUAUCUCCAACGUUGGUCACAUUGCCAAGGCUCUCGCUCUUGGUGCUUCCGCUGUCAUGAUGGGUGGUCUUCUUGCCGGUACCACCGAGUCGCCUGGUGACUACUUCUACCGUGACGGCAAGCGUCUCAAAGGCUACCGUGGUAUGGGAUCCAUCGAAGCCAUGGAGCACCAGAAGAAGGGCAAGAUUGCCGGCGCUACAGGCAAGGGAGCUGCCAAAGCCGACAAGGUCGCUGCCGAUGAAAACGCCGCUACUCAGCGGUACUUCUCCGAAAGCGACGCUGUCAAGGUCGCUCAAGGGGUCGCUGGUGCUGUGCAGGACAAGGGAUCGGUGAAGAAGUUUUUGCCUUAUCUGUACACCGGUUUGCAGCAUUCGUUGCAGGAUAUGGGUGUUCCUCACCUUUAUCAGCUUCGUACUGCUGUUGGGAGCGGUCAGGUGAGGUUUGAGCUCAGGACGGCUUCGGCUCAGGUCGAGGGCGGAGUUCAUGGCUUGCACUCUUAUGAGAAGCGUCUUUUCUCUUCCUAA
Molecule: messenger RNA, 1662 nt
Organism: Ustilago hordei
Lineage: Eukaryota; Fungi; Basidiomycota; Ustilaginomycetes; Ustilaginales; Ustilaginaceae
Product: putative inosine 5`-monophosphate dehydrogenase
Exons: 2
Coding region: 1-1662 (553 amino acids)
Biological process (GO): GTP biosynthetic process
Cellular component (GO): cytoplasm
Molecular function (GO): IMP dehydrogenase activity
Source: RefSeq, a predicted model, not a curated record